Messenger RNA from Rhodamnia argentea, 534 nucleotides. RefSeq names its product ubiquitin-like. The transcript is spliced from 2 exons. NCBI's taxonomy places the organism in Eukaryota, Viridiplantae, Streptophyta, Magnoliopsida, Myrtales, Myrtaceae. Gene Ontology annotation, molecular function: protein tag activity; ubiquitin protein ligase binding. The coding region runs from base 201 to 515 and encodes 104 amino acids. Gene Ontology annotation, biological process: modification-dependent protein catabolic process; protein ubiquitination. The record is from RefSeq and is a predicted model, not a curated record. Gene Ontology annotation, cellular component: cytoplasm; nucleus.
CCCUGCUUCUUCACCAUCUCCUCUAGAGAGCCCUUCAAUCCCAAACCUCUUUGAAGCAAAGAAGAUCAGCUGUCUUCAGGUUCGAACAAGGUUGGAACUCCUCGGUCUUGUUCUUCACUCGGCGUUUUCGCCAUCUUCGCAAGGUUCUCUUCUAGUCCUCCGAAAGUUUUCGGGGUUCCGGUAAGAUAUAUUCUCGCACGAUGUUCCACUUCAGUUACUGUCAUUUCUCCAUGCUGACACAGAUCCAAGUGAAAACCCUAACGGGGAAGACCGUAGUCAUCGAAGUUGAGCGCUCAGAGACGGUCCACAACGUGAAGGACAUAAUACAGUACCGAGAAGGCAUUCCCAUGGAUCAGCAGAAGCUGAUCUUCGCGGGCAAGGAGCUCAAGAAUGGCUUCCGGACGCUUGCCGAGUACGACGUUGACAACGAGUCGGUGCUCCACCUCGAUAUCUGCCGAACGGGGAAGAGAAAAGAAUCAGUUGGUCUCGAACAUCAUGGAAUAAGCAUAUCCUGAGAGUUCGUCAAUCGAAAAG